AUGGAACGGGGCGCGGGCGGCGGUGGGGGCGCCUCGGGAUAUAAUAUUGCUGCUGGUCUCUGGCUUGGGCUCGGAUUUGCAGUAUGCCUCGAGAAUAAAAAAAACAAAAAGAAGGGCGGAACAAGCGGCAAGAAAUCAGGGGGCUGGGUGGGCACUUUACCAGAGGGAGCUUGCGGAAGGAAUCACAAUGGCGUGAGGCUGGCGCAGGUUUAUGAGGAGACAGUUUAUGAGGAGACAGGUUUAUGGGAUACAGUUUAUGGGAUACAGCUUUAUGGAAUACAGCUUUAUGGGAUUCAGGUUUAUGGGAUACAGGUUUAUGAGGAUACUGGUUUAUGGGAUACAGUUUAUGGGAUACAGCUUUAUGGGAUUCAGGUUUAUGGGAUACAGAUUUAUGAGGAUACUGGUUUAUGGGAUACUGGUUUAUGGAAUACAGCUUUAUGGGAUUCAGGUUUAUGGAAUACAGAUUUAUGGGAUUCAGGUUUAUGGAAUACAGAUUUAUGA
Metschnikowia bicuspidata var. bicuspidata NRRL YB-4993 is the source of this 501-nucleotide messenger RNA. RefSeq lists its product as uncharacterized. The record is from RefSeq and is a predicted model, not a curated record. The transcript is spliced from 2 exons. NCBI's taxonomy places the organism in Eukaryota, Fungi, Ascomycota, Pichiomycetes, Serinales, Metschnikowiaceae. The coding region runs from base 1 to 501 and encodes 166 amino acids.